Marmota monax (woodchuck) is the source of this 2714-nucleotide messenger RNA. It is a transcript of the gene Zcwpw1, whose product is annotated as zinc finger CW-type and PWWP domain containing 1. Gene Ontology annotation, cellular component: nucleus. NCBI's taxonomy places the organism in Eukaryota, Metazoa, Chordata, Mammalia, Rodentia, Sciuridae. Gene Ontology annotation, molecular function: zinc ion binding. The coding region runs from base 636 to 2564 and encodes 642 amino acids. The transcript is spliced from 17 exons. The record is from RefSeq and is a predicted model, not a curated record.
CUCGCACGCGGGCCCUCCGGGGGCACCCUGCGACUUCGCACCGCCUUGCAUGAAAGCGAGCGUGGGCGGGGAAAUGGAUUCAGCCCACCUUGGGUCCCUUGCCCCAGCCCUUGGGAAGCCGCGAUUCGACGCCGUUUCCCCCGGGUGAUGAAUGUCCCGGUCUCCCUUUCAACAGUUUUAGAAGUGGAUGGUAUAAGUGGGAAUGGAGGCCCAGGAUAGUCUCAAAAUUAAAGAGUGCGGAGACUAGAAGGGAGAAUAAGUGUGAAAAGCUGACGGAAGAAGCAGUGUGUGGCAAAGAAAUGAGUUGGUAAAUGUGCUUCAGAACACUCAGGCACUGUUGCUGCCGCCUAUUUUAAAAAGUGAAGUCGACGAGGAUUAUGGGAUUUGUAGUUUAGGGUCUUCGUUUGGAAGAUGGCCGCGCAGCAGCUGCCUUCCAACUGCGCAUGUGCCUUGGUCUUGAGCGCUCCCCUUAGGGGGCGGAGCUUGUGCACGUCCUCGCGCCUUCUCCUCUUGGCGGGAAAAAGUAGGUCGAGGUUGUAGGGGCUUGCAGAGUCACGGCUGCGGCACGCUGUGCUUAUCACCUUCAGGUCUUCCUCGCCCCAGAAGAGGCAAAGAAAGCUGUGUUUCUCAGCUGAAUGAUGACAACAUUGCAGAAGAAAGAAGAAUGUGGGAAGGGAUCAAAGAAACCCUUUGCCCCACCUACACAAAAAUUGCAUAGCAUGAGACCGCAUGGCCCCAACUCACACAGAGACGAGACCCUGGGGAUCAGUUCUCCAGUGGCAGAAGCCAAGGCAAGCCCACCAAAAGCCAGGUUAGAGAAGGAGGAAAAGGCAACUACAGAGGAUGGUCCAGGGGUUGGUCAGGAGAAAAAAGGAAAGGCUCAAGACAAGCCAGCAGAGAAGAAGGAAAAGGGAAAAUCAAGUCUUACCAAUGCAGAAUUUGAAGAGAUUGUCCAGAUUGUGCUUCAGAAGUCCCUUCAGGAGUGCUUGGGUAUGGCUUGUGGGAUGGGAUCUGGUCUUAAUUUUGCAGAGACUUCCUGUGUUCAGACCAAUUCCCAGUCAGACAAAGAACCAGGCAUUGCUUCUGCUACUGAUAAUGAUAACGCUGUUGGAGAGAGGAAAAUGAUACCUCAUACUCCAGAGACUUCAGCCUCUGUAGAAGAUGUCCCAGAGAUAAGAACAUCUAAAUCAGCCCAACUGGUUCCUGCACCUUCUGAGAAGAAAUUUAAUAGACUUUCCUUAAGCAAAAGAAAGAGGGAAGCUCAAGAUGAAAAAAUGGAGAAAGUUCAAGGUGGACAUGAGUGCAGAGAGAAAGACCAACCAGAGAAAAUGAUUCAGGGUGAUUCUCAGAUCAGGGGUCAGCAAAAAGGGGAAGAAAGUGGUUUUGGUCAAUGUUUAGUUUGGGUCCAGUGUUCCUCUCCAAACUGUGAGAAAUGGAGGCGGCUGCGUGGGAACAUUGAUCCUUCAAUUCUCCCAGAUAAUUGGUCUUGUGACCAGAAUACAGACUUGGAUUAUAAUCGCUGUGAUAUUCCUGAGGAGAUCUGGACAGGGCGUGAGAGUGAUGUGGCCUAUGCCUCCUAUGUCCCAGGAUCCAUCAUCUGGGCCAAGCAGUAUGGUUACCCCUGGUGGCCAGGCAUGGUCGAAUCUGAUCCUGACCUGGGGGAAUAUUUUCUCUUUGCUUCUCAUCUUGAUUCUCUGCCGUCUAAAUACCACGUGACAUUUUUUGGAGAAACAGUUUCUCGUGCUUGGAUCCCAGUCAACAUGCUGAAGAAUUUCCAGGAGCUGUCCCUGGAGCUAGCAGGAGUGAAAAAGUGCAGGAAUAAGGACUACAGUCAGAAACUGGUGGCAGCCAUCAUGAUGGCUCAGAAGGCAGAACAGAUCCACAUUGGGGAGCGGGUCAACUUAUUUGGUUUCUGGAGUCGUUACAGUGGAUCUGACAGCAAUGGGAAUGGAAAAGACCUAAUACUUUCUGGGGCUAAUAGCCCAGAGUCCUACUUGGAAAAAGAAGAGGAAGAAUCAGAGAUAGAGGAGGAGAAAGAAGAGAAGAGAGAUCCAACUUUGCCUGGACCAAAGCCAACCAAAACACAUUCAAAAAUGCCCAAGGCAAGACGCAUGGCAGAUAGACAAGACAGGACCCUGAAAAAGAAGAUAGUGAAGAGACCUCUGGGCAGUGAAUCCAUAGUGCCUCCUGCACCCAUAACGGGAAGGAAAGAAGGACAAAGGAAUUCUGAUCUGGACCAGCCAGGCCUUAAGAAAAAAUUUCAAGUUCCCCAAACCAAGGCCUCAGCAACCAACUUGUCUCAGGAAAAAGAAGUUAGAAUGAUGCCGAAGGGCCUGACCCCACCAGCUCAUCACGUGGCCUGUCCCUUGGAGGGGAAAGAAGGGCCUAGACCCCAGGAACCACCGACUAAGGAGGCUGAAAGUAUCCCCACUGAAGAUGAAGCUUCCAGUGACCUGGACCUGGAGCAACUCAUGGAAGAUAUUGGAGGAGAGUCCAAGGAGCAAGGGGAGCCACAGCAUGGAGAGGAUGCAGAGGGGUUCCCUGCAGCCUUCUUUGAGGAGUAGUCCUCUGCUCUUAUCCUACUAUUCUCUGCAGCAGGGGAAAGAGUCUCUUGGGAGGUCCCUGAGCAGUUGAUAAUUUUGGGGUUGUUAAUUGGCUACAAGUUCAAGUCAGUUGUGCAGUUUAUGUGUUAAUAAAGCAGGUUACUGAUGUGA